Messenger RNA from Cercospora beticola, 1259 nucleotides. RefSeq names its product zinc-binding alcohol dehydrogenase family protein. Gene Ontology annotation, molecular function: oxidoreductase activity, acting on NAD(P)H. The record is from RefSeq and is a predicted model, not a curated record. Lineage: Eukaryota; Fungi; Ascomycota; Dothideomycetes; Mycosphaerellales; Mycosphaerellaceae.
AUGAAAGCCCUCGUCACGGACAAUGGAUUACUCAUAAGAUCAGCCAACCUGCUCACCAAAAGGUCGAUGGGCAAUGGCCUCAAAGAGGUGGAGGUUCCCAGGCCAGUGAUCAACAAGAACGAAAUUCUGGUGAAAGUUGGUGCAACUGCGCUCAAUCCCAUUGACACGAAAUUCGUGGAUGUGCUUGCCCCGGCUGGAAAUGUGGCUGGAUGUGACUUCGGUGGAACAAUCGAGGAAGUCGGAGAAGAUGCGCGCGGCUCAUGGAAUAUUGGUGAUCGUGUGGCGGGAUUUGUGCAGGGUAGUAUCGACGAAGAGCGUGGCGCAUUCGCCGAAUAUGUCAAAGUCGAACGGGAUCUGGUGUGGAAAUUACCUGACGAAGUGAAAGAUGAGGAAGGUGCGAGUUUUGGUUUGGCAGUGGCAACUGCGAUGCAAGCGUUGCAUCUGCACCUUGACGUGCCCUGGCCCGACGAAAGUGCUAAAUCUCCUGGCUCGCCAAUUUUCAUCUACGCAGGAUCGAGCAGUGUUGGUAUCUUUGCCAUCCAAUUGGCAAAAAAGGCAGGCUGCACUGUUGUGACUACGGCAUCGCCGCAUUCUUUCGAACUGGUCAAGAAAUAUGGAGCGGAUCAUGUAUUCGAUUACCACGCGCCAACUGCCGCCCAAGAUAUCGCGAAAGCACAUCCGGACAUUACCCGAGCGGUCGACUGCUUCUCAGAGGGCGAGUCGACCGAAUUCUGCGCCCAAGUGAUGCAGGACAAUGGCGGCAAAGUGGUGAAGUUGCUGGACAGCAAGACCCGCGUUCCUGGUGUCGAGACAACAUUCAUCAUGUCUUUCCAGCUACUCGGCAAAGCCUUUGCUUGGUUACCUCCCAUCGGACCCAAGUUUCCUGCUGCCACCAGAGAGCGUGACGCGCUGGUCAAAUUCUACGCAAGCCUACCAGAGCUUGCUAAGACGCUCAAAACACCUCCAGUCAGGUUGGUAGAGGGUGGCUUCCGGGGAAUACAAGAGGGACUCGACAUGAUCCGCGCAAAGAAAGUCUCAGGCGCGAAGCUUGUAGUGAAGCUUUGAGUCUUAGCAUGAUGGACUCGAUAGCACAGGGCGUGUUCGCCGAUUUGGAGACAAUCUCGUGUCAGGAGGAAUGGCCAUCUGGUUGGCAGGGCAGCUGGGUGGCGCUGUGUUGGCUGUGGUUGAUCCUGAGCCAUCAAGUGCAGGUGCACCUCUACGGGCGAUGAAGAUUGUGAUCACCACACGGCAUUGUGCUU